Messenger RNA from Pestalotiopsis fici W106-1, 3135 nucleotides. RefSeq lists its product as uncharacterized. Gene Ontology annotation, biological process: mitotic spindle orientation checkpoint signaling; nuclear migration along microtubule; establishment of spindle localization. Gene Ontology annotation, molecular function: protein binding. Gene Ontology annotation, cellular component: spindle pole body; cell cortex; mating projection tip. The transcript has a single exon. NCBI's taxonomy places the organism in Eukaryota, Fungi, Ascomycota, Sordariomycetes, Amphisphaeriales, Sporocadaceae. The coding region runs from base 1 to 3135 and encodes 1044 amino acids. The record is from RefSeq and is a predicted model, not a curated record.
AUGACCGGGCCAGCUGUCAUCGUGGAUCCGGCUACUGAGGCUCAACAACAACCACCUAUUAUCUCAUCGCCUACUGCUCCUGCAUUACAAGUGCCAGCAGAUCAGCACCACCAUGUCCACCACCCCGACCACCCCGAUCCGCCCUCCAUCCUGACAAGCCUGACGCUUUCAGAUGUCCCGGGUGACCUUGCCCAGCUCGGACCACUCGAUCCGCCCCAUCUGCAACUCACUGAUACCAGUCUGGACAACGACAGCGCCGCAUUACCACCUGUCCGCUCAACUUCACGUCACCAACCGCGCAAACCCUCUCCCGGCCUCGCAGCGCGUCUCAAGGCCCUAGGCUUCGGCGGCACACCGAGGCAGUCCUCCGCGCCAUCAACAUACAGUCACGAGCGCAUCGGCCGAUUGCCAGAAGACCAGCUACGAUCAAUCGACGAAAAGCAUCAGGCCAACAGUGUUGCCGAUCUUAUUGAGCGGCGUGGUCGCGCUUGGAAGGGCGCCGGCGCUCCCUUGCAGCAACUGCUCAGAUCAAAGUCCAGUCGCAGCAGUCUAAGGUCGCUGGGCAGGGUCGAGGAGGAUACUCUCGAGCCCGAGCGGAAACCCAUCACAAAGCUUGAGCUGCCCGAGAUUCCCUCAACGCCCCCUCUCGAGAUGGAUACAAACAAGUACAUCCUGCCUGACCACACCAAUGGCAAUGGCACAAAGGCUCUGUCGGAUACACGUCGUGAGCACAUUGAGCGUGAUGUGCCCGCACAAGAUCAAGAAGACGAUUUGAUCACAACGCCGCCGCCGCCGCCUCCUCCCCCCAAAGACACGCCGCCAGGCGGGACAGCUCCGUCCGAGUUCAAUCCCGAUGAACUCUCAUAUUUCAAUCCGCUGGGCUUGCAACGGACUGGUUCUAUUUACACCAUCUCGAGACUUUCUUUUGCGAACCAACUUGCCCAACUGACGUCAUUGCAACUCCCCGAUGCCGAAACGUUGCCAGGCAAGAUAUCUGCAAUUCCAACAGCUCAGGCUGCUGCUAAAGCUCUGAUCAAUGCCGCUGAACAGAUACGCAUGUGGAUCUACAAGGCAACCGAGGUAAUCGGAGGUCUCGACAGUGAUGGCGAUGUUGAGUGGGCUGCAGCAGGUGGCAGGGAAGGUUAUGAGGAAGUGGAAAAUCUCGUGACAAGAUUCGAGGAACUCAUCAAUGUCUACGUUGGUGCGAUUGAGGAGCUUCAAGGCCGUGGCGACAUUGGCAAUGUGAGUAGCAAUGACUUGACGCGAGCCGUCUCACAGAUGGAGUCGAUUUUGGGUGAAUGGGCCAAGAUUCGUUCAACUUUAAAGGUUGCCAAGGGCCAAAUCGAAAUUGCCAUGGAGUGGGAGGAGCUAUGGAACACGGUGCUGGGCGAAAUUCAGAACGAGAUGGACGACCUUUGUCGGCUCGUCUUUGAAAUGGAGGAACGGAGGCACAAGUCUCUCAUGGCUGUCGCCAAUGGAGAUGGAGUCGAUAUAGGGGACUUGGAAACCAUAGUGGAGGAGACGCCAUCCGUAGCGGCCCGCAACAACCGCAUGAGUUUACCAGUCAUCCCCAAUAGUCCCGCUUCCCCGGCAGGAGCGGGCCCUUCUCUGAACCAGGACGACUCCAGUCUGCUCGCACUGUUUGCCAGGAUGCAACCACUCAAGGCCUCCCUGGACUUUUUGCCAAUGAGACUCUCAGUAUUCGAGGCGAGAGCAGAGGGCGUGUUUCCUUCCGCCUGUGAGGAGUUGUCAGAGAGGAAAAUAGCUCUUGAGGAGAGCUACAAGAAACUUGAAAAGGAUGCAGAAUCAGUACGAAAAGAGCUCGGCGAGGACAAGUGGGUGCUAGUGUUUCGCGGUGCUGGUCGUCAAGCACAGAAGAUGUACGAAUCUGUCGAGCGUAGUGUCGCCAAACUGCGUGAAGCGGUGGACGCGGGAAUGCAUCUCACCAACCCGGCGGCCAUGAUCAAGAAGAUUGAGAGCUACGAAGCGAAGAAGGUACACUAUGGUCCAGCCAUCGAAAGAGUUCUUUCCAUCAUUGAAAAGGGCGUCAAAGAUCGGCUGACCGUCAAUGGUGAGAUCCUGAGGCUGCACGCCGACAUGCAAUUGAAGUGGCAGGACAUCAAACACCAGAUACAGGAUUUGGAUGCGGCACUCGAGGAAGUCCAGGCGGACAAGAGAGGCCAAACAUUGCGAGACUCCAUCUCGAGCAUGCUCUCCAACGACAGGUCUACUAUUGCUAGCGGCCAUGAUACUCCGGGAAGCUCUCCGCCUUCAUCUGUCAUCAUGUCAAACCUUGGACUGGAGCCCGUGACACCAGCAGCCAAGAAGACUCGCGCAGUCAGCACCGGCAGUCAUCUUCCACAGCCGUCGUCCGCCCGCAGAUCCCUUGCCGCUCCCAAUCAGAUCCCUCGAAAGCCGAUCGGCUCGCGUCUCUCCACCAUAUCCACCCCAUCCCAAAAGUCCACGCCGCCACGAAGCGCAUCUGCAACGCCUCUCGGGUAUCGGAUGCCCAGGACUUCUUCCAACCUGAUUGACAACCGUCCUCGCUGGAAUGGCUCGGUCAACCCACAGCAUAGCGACGUCGGGCACAACUUCAAACCCCUCAGCAUGACUACACCAAGUCCAUAUGCAAAGACGGGUUCUACUCCGAACCGUUCCACAUCGUCUCUAGCAGCACACGGCUCACAGAGCUCAAAGCUUCCUGUUCUUCGCAGUCCGCUCAGCCGAGCGGGGACAGUAUCACCAAUGCCCGAGGAUACACCCUCGAGAUUGAGUACAUCCCGUCUAUCGUUCCGCGAUCGAAUUUCCUCGCCCGGGCCUUAUGCGCAGCAAACGUUGGCCCAGCCACGUUUGACAAGCAAGAACUCCAUGUCCUCGCUCACAAACAAUAGAAGGGCCUCGUUGCAGCCACCUCAAAUGCAGGGCUACGAUGCUGCGAGGCGACCCGCGAGCUCCAUGGCAGCCUCCAGACGCACAAGCAUGCUGCCGCAGCCAAAGGCAAGAGCAGAGACACCUACUGGACGGCACAGUCCCCAUGCGCUUGCUGGGGCGCGUUCUGCUGUGCGGAAAUACAGCAGUAGUAGCAGUGCAGCAAGGGAGGAUUCCAAGGAUAACAAGCCUCGUUGGCGGUUUUGA